CAUCUGACAUUACGUGUGACAGCCUGAAAAUAUAUGUUAGCUGUAGGAACUAUCCCUUGGUAAAAUCUCGGAUAGGAAUCUACCUACCUACUCUACCUAGGUGCUUAGUGACGUAGAGGUAGUGAUAGUGAGUGAGCCACUCACUCAUCGUCAAAGUUAUAAUAAAAAUUACGAAACUAACAAGGACAACUUCUCGUACCUCUAACUGCCUAGAUUAAAUACAAAUAGUGUAUUUCUACAAUGAAUUGUUGAAUGAGAAAAUGAACUUGAAACGAAAUGUCACAUAGAAAUUAUACAGUUAUUUUGUGAUCAUCGGUGACCAAGUCGAAAAUUGAAAGGUACAGGACUAAACAUGGGGUUGGAGGGAAGUCGGCGCGAAGCGCUAGUCGUAUGCGGACUGUGCGCGGCGUGGUAUACAGUGAGCUCAGCCUCCAACGUGGUGGGCAAGCUGGUGCUGACAGAGUUCCCGUUCCCGGUGACCGUAAGCAUGGUGCAGCUGCUGUCGAUCGUGGUGUACUCGGCGCCCGCGUUCCGCGCAGCGGGCGUGCGGCGGACGCCCGACUUCCCGCGCCGCUACUUCUGGCGUGUGCUGGUGCCGCUCGCCUGGGCCAAGUUCUUCACCACCAUGUUCUCCCAGAUUUCCAUAUGGAAAGUGCCCAUCUCAUAUGCUCAUACAGUGAAGGCGACGACGCCGCUGUGGACGGCGGGCCUGGCGUUCGUGCUGUUCGGGGAGCGGCAGCCGCGCGCGGUGGCGGGCGCGCUGCUGCUGAUCGCGGCGGGCGUGGCGGUCGCGUCCGCCACCGAGCUGCAGUUCGACGCGCUCGGCCUCGGCGCCGCGCUGGCCGCCGCCGCGCUGCUGUCGCUGCAGCAUCUGUUCUCCAAGCGCGUGAUGCGCGACACCGGCGUGCACCACUUGCGGCUGCUGCAGCUGCUGGGCCGGCUGGCGCUGCUGCUGUUCCUGCCCGUAUGGCUGUGGCGCGACGGCACCACGCUCUGGCAAGAGGCCGCCUGGCUGCACUCCGCCCACAGGACGAUGCCCUUACUCGCUUUAGACGGCCUACUGGCGUGGCUGCAGGCGGUGGCGGCGUUCAGCGUGCUGUCGCGGGUGUCGCCGCUGGCGUACGCGGUCGCGUCGGCGGCCAAGCGCGCGGCUGUAGUGGCCGCGUCGCUGCUGGUGCUGCGCAACCCCGCGUCCGCCGCCAACCUCGCCGGCAUGGCGCUGGCGGCGGCCGGCGUGCUGCUCUACAACCGCGCCAAGCUGCGCGCCCGCUCCGACCUCGCCACGCCGCUGCUGCCGGUCUGACCGGUGCGCGGUGCCGGCGGCGCCGUUUGUAUAUCUAUCCUACAUAUUAUGUUUCAGAGUAUACAUCGGUUUACAAAUGAAAUGGUGAUAAUGUAAAUAUCGAGAUUGUUACCAACGUUCGGUAAUUGUUUAUAUAAAUUUUGUAAUUUCUUUGGAUUUCUUUUUAUUUUCGAGUGGGUUGACCCUCUCGAUUUAGUUCUGCAGGGGUGUUUAAAUAUAUGUUAGAAUAAUAAAAAUAAUAAUGUAUUAAUUUAUGAAAAAUAUGAUGAACCACUUAAAGCUGAAUUGUUUUAGGUAUACCAUUGCCUUAAUCUUAUAACUAACUUCCGGUUCCAGGUAUAAGCAAAAAUUAGUCUGAUUGAUGAUGAAGGAUUACCUAGUUAGUUAACUUUACCAGACCUUUGGACAUACCAGAUUAAUGGUUGGAUAUUAGCAAUGAAAAAUAAUCAUUUUCAAUAAAAAAUAAUCAUAAUGCAAGACUUAUUAGAUUACAAGUAAUCUUAUGUGUUAUCAUGAUUAACGUUCUGCUUAGCGAGUAGGAACUCUCCCAACGAAUCUAUUUUAUUUUCUUCAGACAGGUGUUGCGCAACGACCACAGCAUUGGUGGCCAACAUUACCUUAGAAGUGUUUGUUGAUUUGCACUAAUUUAAGUGCUAGUAUUAGAGGGCUCGAUUCUGUGGAGUAUGUUCUGAGACGGUUGUUGGCUCUGAAAAGUCCUGGCCUCGUCUGGGCUGGGUGACCUCUCAUGAUGAUUAAAUUGUAAUUGUUGAAUGUAGUUGAUAACGCCCAACUCUGCCUGAAUUUUAGUUGCUAAUGCCUGCCUAACAUCAAAGGGAUAUAAGUACUUGGAUUCGGAAAAUCAAUUACUUUUGUUAAGAAAUUAGCAUACCACAGAACUUGCUUCCACUUGAUAUUUAUCAGUACAAUAUUCAACAGUAUGGGUUUUAAAUACUUAUUUUUACUCAUUGUAGGUAAUUACGAGAAAACUAAAGUCAAAGUGAAGGAGUUUAUUAGUUAGAUAUGAUGCAGAAUAGUUGAUUUAUUUAGGUAUACUUUAUACAUAUAAUAUAAUUAGACAAAUAUAAGUUAAAUACGAACAUAGUUCGUAACAGCAAUGUGAAUUUACAUACCAAUCUAUGUAUAGAAAUAUUCUGCCUAUCUGUUUUGUUAUUUAGUUUUGAGUGCACGUGUUCCUGUCAACGCACGCGCAUAAGUCCAUUUUUCAAUUUUUUUUUUUUAUUUUUUGCGUCUCAUAGAAUUCCUAAUACUCUCCUAGGUACUCCUUGAAAUGACACUAAGUCCUAACUGCAAGAGUCUCGCAGUCUUGUUCUUGCUCAAAUAUUUCACGGUCAAUCUUGUUCUUGGUCUUGCUAAAAUUAGGCGGUCUUGGUCUUGCGAAAAUGCAAGGAACAAGAUUAGGACUGCAAGACCAAGUUCCAAUUUUGGGCAACACUAAUAUAUAUUUUCGUGAAAUAUACAUGUAGUAAUAGAGAUUGUUUUUUUAGUUAAGAAACUUUGUGGAACACUUCAGUGUUCCACAAAGUUCGCUUCAGUUCAAACUAAGUUUACAUGUUCACAUGUAAACUUAGUGUGAACUGAAGCGGUGGUGGUCAGUGGCCGCCUGUGAUUGAAAGUCCUAGGUUCAAAUCCUACUGACGCCACAUGAGUUUGUAUAUCAUACUAAUCUGACUCAUCAUUUUUUUAACCUAGUUUUAAAAAUUUGUUUUUUAUAUGUUGUUUAGUAAUAGUUGUAAUCCGUUGUGUGUGAUAAUAAAAUAAAUGAAUAAACACAUUCAAAACAAGAAAUUGCAAGUUGUCGCAGUUUGUGUUUAGAGCCAAUAAGCUAAUUUUCUAUUAUUAUUUCAAGUUACUAAUGUUUGGAACCAACUAGUAGUUGGAUUAACAAUCUGUUCAAUUGAAACUGAGGCGAAAAGAAACCUAUUUAUUUGAAUCUACAUAUAUAGUUUGUUACAAACAGUAUAAUUUAAAGCCAGUAUUGUAAUAAAAAUAUAGAUAAAUUAUUUUUACAUUUGUUUUUUAUAAAAUAAAUUGUACUUAUAUUAUGUUUUUCA
Messenger RNA from Plodia interpunctella (Indianmeal moth), 3375 nucleotides. RefSeq lists its product as uncharacterized. Gene Ontology annotation, cellular component: Golgi apparatus. The transcript has 3 exons. NCBI's taxonomy places the organism in Eukaryota, Metazoa, Arthropoda, Insecta, Lepidoptera, Pyralidae. Gene Ontology annotation, molecular function: antiporter activity. The coding region runs from base 353 to 1303 and encodes 316 amino acids. The record is from RefSeq and is a predicted model, not a curated record.